AUGCCGCAACAAGACGGGGGGGGAGCUUCAAACGCAGACGAGCCAGCAUCUGCCCAGUUCCAACAGGUGGCUGGAGCACAGCAAGAUGUCCAGUACAACCACAUGAUGAUGGCUUUUUUGCAAGCGCAGCUGAACAAAGUUGAGGAUCUGGAGAAGCCGCUACAUGCGGCUGAAGAUGCCGUCCGAUCAUUCGAAUUGCAAAUUGCCACUGGGCAGAGACUCCUUGCUAGGCAUGCAGCCCCAUUCAACAUUCGAGACUUCUACACGGUUGACAUUGCGCACGAUGGCGUGAGGUCAAUAUGUAAAGAGCUGAGAAGUGUAUUGUGGGAGUGGGGCAUGCAAGAUACAGUGCACAUUAAUGACACACUUUCCAGUGUCGAAGUGCAAAGGGACAGAGAUUACCUGUGCAAUCUGCUUAAGUACAUUUUGACAGGUGCCUGUAGCAAUGUAGACGAUCAAUCGCUCCAACAAUGGCAAAAAAUCAAGUGUGCACAUGAUGAUGCACAGGUGAUAACGGUGAGAAUGGUGGAUGAAAAGGACAUUCGUUUGGGAGACGAAGUUGGCAGAGGUGGUUGGGGUAUUGUGCAUGCUGGUGAAUGGCCUAGUGAUUCUGAAAGCACCAAGAAACAGGCCGUGGCGGUGAAGGUUCCAAAGAGUGAUGUGCCUGUUGAAGAGGUUGUCAAGCUCAUCCAUGAGGCUGUUAUACAAGGGUCCUUGAUGCACGAGCAUGUUGCGAAGCUCCAUGCAGCAACGAUCACCGGGUGGUUGGUGAUGGAGCUGGCAGACAAAGAUUUGCAGGUGGUGUGCCAGCAUGAGCUGCUUGAUUGGCGAUUGAAGCGCAAUCUCCUGCUGCAGGCAGCAGCCGGAGUCGACUAUAUGCAUUCCCAAAACCCAGUUUUGGUGCACUCAGAUUUGAAACCAUCCAAUUUCCUCGUGUUUGGUUGUCGGCCUGAGGAAUUCCUUGUGAAAGUCAGCGAUUUCGGCCAAACAUUCGAAAUGCGAGGAAACAGGAGCAAAACCAUUAGGAAAGGGGGAGGAACCCCACGGUGGCAUGCUCCAGAGAUCUAUGAGGACAAAGCCCCAACGGAGGAGUCAGACGUCUUCAGCUUCGGCAUUGUAAUGUACGAAAUUGUCACAGGAAGGACUCCGUACGGCAGAGUGCGUGAUAUCGUACUCAUGAAGAAGAAAAUUGAUGGAGAAGAACCAUGCGUUGUUGGGCGAAAGGACUGCCCACAGGAGAUGUUGUUUCUCAUGAGGAGCUGUUGCAAAGUAGAUCCGAAAGACAGGCCCACUAUGGCGGAUGUCAGGAAGUGUCUGGAGCAGCUGCCAGAAUACUGGCGGCAUGAGGUGUCUUCUGCUGGUGAGGGUCAUUCAGCACCACAGGGGCGCUGUCAACGACAGGGUAUGGUGUCACAGAAGUGGGAGGCAAGAUUCAAAGACAUCAAUUUCGAUGAGCUGGUGGUCGAUCCAGAACUGCUGGUUUCGUUCCGGUCUCGAUUGCGAGCAGUGCUGCUGGAGACUGCAGUUAAGGUUACUGGGUUCUGUGCAUCGCUUUCGUUCAAGGACCUGCGCAGGGGAUCUGUUGUAUUCAUGAUUGAGGUGGACUUCCCUAGCACCUGUGCUGCCGGUUGGUUCAAGGAGCAUAUGGAGCAGAGUGGCGAGCAGAUUGGGGAGGAGUUGUUGUUCUACCAGCAUGGACCUGAAAUGAAGAUGGUUCACGAAAUCUGCACCAUCGAUGCACAGGUGUCAGAGUUGGAGAAUCAACUGCAGGAGGUAUGGGCAGCAAUAACCGAUGUGGGGGGAUUUCAUUAUGGCCGUGAAAUUAUGCAUUUUCUGCAGAGCAGAAUCCGUUGCCAGGUCCAGAACCCUCUAAGGAUGCCAAACAGUGCAGCCAAAGAUGAAUGGAGGGGUGACUUGACAGCCUUGCUCUAUGAAAUGAAGGAUUUGCUGCGGUUGGUCCAGAGGCACAGUACCCUUGACGAUGCAGCAUUUGUGAGGACUGCUGACACAUGUGGUGCUGUGGAACAUGGGUUGAAAGCUAUCAGGUCAUUUGUGCACAAAUGGGGCCUACCAAGUGACUCAAAAUCUGAGCAGCACAUUGUGCCACCAGAACACUUGCAAAAUGAUCGGCAAACUCUGGAAAAGCUGCUGGGAUACAUGUUCGAGGAAUGCUCAUGGCCAUUUGAUAAGCUUGGUACUCAAGAACAGCAAAUAUGGGGAUCAGUGAAGCACUCUUUCCAGGAAAACAAGUGGCAACUGCCCGCGAUUCCUGAUGAUGAAGUAACGUGGGAUGACCGAAUUGCUGAAAAUGUGUACAAGGUCAGAUGGGGCCAGUCAAGGUUUGCAGCAAAGCAAUAUGUGGUGACUAAGGAGCUGGGCAUGCCCAUUGAGGAUUUUCAAAAACUGCACACAGAUGCUUGCCACAGUUGCUUGGAUGCCCAACAUUGUAUCAAACUGCAUGGAGUGACAAGAUCAGGAGCCGUACUGAUGGACCUGGCAGCAUGCAACCUUCAGGAAUGGUACUUGUCCCUUGCAUCACAUGCAAUCGAAGACAAGGUUGCCCUGAAGCUCAGGGUAUUGGCCCAAGCAGCAAGAGCCCUGCAUUCCGUGCAUGCCUGGGGCAGGAUAUAUGGAAACGUUAAGAGCAGCAAUUUUCUGCUGUUUGGUCACAAUUUGCAAGAUCCAGUUGUCAAGAUUGCCGACAUGCCACUAAUGGUCGAGUGCUGGCACAAAGAUUGCAUCCCUUCUCAGGCUACGGGACGCUGGAUGGCCAACGAGCUUUACCAACACCAAGCUCUGAGCUUCAAUUCUGAUGUUUAUGGCUUUGGGUGUGUUGCAUAUGAGCUCAUAAUGGAAGAUGUGCCCUUUGUGAAGAGCAGCUCUGAGCUCGAUGUGAUGAAUGCGAAAAUGAAAGGAAAGGAGCAGCUCCUUGUUCCCAAGGAUGUCGGCCGGCAGUGGCCUAAGGAGGUUCUGGAUAUGAUCCAACGGUGCUGUUCCUCUGAUCCCCGGGAAAGGCCUUGCAUUCGAGCUGUGGAUGGCUGUCUUAGGCAAUGGUACCCUAGUCGACCUGAGCAGGGGCUAGUGCCAAUUUGGAAUAAUUUGCCAUCGACUUGCAAGGAAGGAACUGCUCCUUUGUCACUUGCAGCACAGAGGGGCAAUGCUGUGGCAAUAGAAGCUCUCUUGGACAGGCGUGCACCGAUUGAAGUCCAGGAUAAGCAUGGGCGUACUCCCUUGCUGCUGGCAGCACAGAGAGGUCAUGUUGCAGCAAUAGAGGCCCUCAUUGGCAAAGGCGCCCAGAUUGAGGCCAGGGCAUUGGACGAAUGCACUCCCUUGCUGCUGGCAGCACAGGGAGGUCAUGUUGCAGCAAUAGAGGCCCUCAUUGGUAAAGGCGCACAGAUUGAGGCCAGGACCUUGGGCAAAUGCACUCCCUUGAUGCUGGCAGCACAGAGAGGUCAUGUUGGAGCAAUAGAGGCUCUCACUGCCAAAGGCGCACAGAUUGAGGCCAGGGACGUGGGCGAAUGCACUCCCUUGCUGCUGGCAGCACAGGGAGGUCAUGUUGCAGCAAUAGGGGCCCUCAUUGACAAAGGCGCACAGAUUGAGGCCAGGGAUUGG
Messenger RNA from Ostreobium quekettii, 3612 nucleotides. Lineage: Eukaryota; Viridiplantae; Chlorophyta; Ulvophyceae; Bryopsidales; Ostreobiaceae. The record is from the annotation of a GenBank genome assembly.